AUGACAAAGACACACACCUUUGGCAGGCAGGAGGCGGAAGCGUCCGCGAAGCGCCAGCGCGCGAGGGAAGCAGAAGCAGAGAGUACGGCCUCAGGACCGAAGAGAAAGAGAGCCGGGGAAGCGGCGGUGGGGGGGAAGAAACGGCGACCGGGCACUGCUGUAGAAGCGAGUAGGGCGGCCGAGGCAGCACUUGUGGCGAACUAUGUACCCGGCUGAUGUUAUUGCGCCCUGUUUCCCUCCCUGCUGUAUGCUAUACUCCUUUAUGUAUGUCCUUUGUAUUGCCUUCGGCCUCUGUGCUGUGUUUCUAUUUUUCAUGACCUCCCUGCCUACUCUGUCUGCUGUGUUGGGUACCUUGAUCUCGCUUUGCUGUUGCCUUUGUUUUUUGUACGUCUGGCUGUCUGCCCAUCUGCCGCCUCUUUGUCCUGUUUGGUCCGUGACUCCCAUGCCCUGGUGCGUAGUGCCUGGUGCUGGUACGUUACCCUUUGAUUUUUUCUUUGGGCGGGUGUGGGAAGCGUCCUCCGUUAUUUUUGUUUUUGUUUUAUUUUGAUCGGUUUCCGAGGGCUCUUUUCUCGAACGGUCGGAGCGAUACCUGUUAUUUUCUUUCUAUCAUUUUGUUUUCUUU
Molecule: messenger RNA, 622 nt
Organism: Ectocarpus sp. CCAP 1310/34
Lineage: Eukaryota; Phaeophyceae; Ectocarpales; Ectocarpaceae
Source: the annotation of a GenBank genome assembly